AUGGAGCCCUUUCCACCUGAUCCGUCAGAGUUCAAGGCCUUUCUGGGCCCGCAAGUCCAAAUUAAUGAACUACCAAACCGGAGUGGUGGGCCUUCAAUCUCGAAUCUUCGCCGUGCCAAUACCGUAGCCCAAGUUGGCAAUGUCAAGCGGAACCUAGAAUUGAAGGCAGCGCAUGAGAGAACUGGAAUAAACGCCAAGGAUAGCCAUGAGCUCCUACGACAGAACAACUUACAGCGGUCCCAAACACAUCGUGGCCCGCUAGAGGCGCGAUCACCCGGGAGGAAGGCCGGUCAUUUCACCGUAAGAAGUGUCGGCCAGAAUGGCAAAAUAUUUCUCAGGCCGAUUGCCAAUCUGUCCCAGAAAAGCCCACAUCCUGCAUCCUUCUCUCCAGUCGAUACUGCGAAACCCAGUCUUCUUCAGCCGCAGACUAAUGCGCAUGCCCGCGGGAAUGCAGAUCCAUCCAGGUGGUCGAGCUCGCAGCUCUCUGAGUUACGUCCACGCGAACAGCCCGAAGUUCCCGAGUCCGUCCUCUCCACGUCUCCUCCCCCCGAACUCUCCAGCCAGCAUCGCACGAGACCGAUCUCAUUUUCGACAAUAUCUGAACAGCAAUCGAUAGCCGGUGCUGGGAAGCGUGGGGAGCUGCGGAUCGUGAUUGACAGAUCUGAAGACCGGCCCAAGUCUGCACACGAGAAUUCGACACCAGCCUUGGAGGUUCCUGCUCCGCGGUAUCAGCUCGGGACGCCGCGAUUCAAUGCCGAAGGUAGUUUAAUGAUGCAGAGCUCUGUAUACACGCGAACAUCGAUGUCCGACAACUUUCGGAAUUCAACACUGCUUGGGGGCAUGGCAGACGCUCUGCCGGGGCCGGGACUCCAUAGUCCAUAUCCCCGAGACUCUUUCUCACGGCAUCGGCCAUCUUUUGCGAUUUCGAUGUUCUCGGGCACCGCGGCUGCUAUGGAUAUGAACCGAGCUUCCGCUGCAAGGAAUUCCAUGGUCUAUGAAUUGAAGGAGCCGGUUGAGCCAUCCAUCUAUGAAACGUUGGUGUAUGAUAUGGAUGAUGGAUCUGUUGUCCGAUACAUUACUGGGACAAAGGAUAUCAGCGCUGCCACGCCUGCCCGAAUCGUUGCGCAAAUCUCUUCCGAGUCAUUUAUGGACUAUGAGCUAGUAUCGGACUUCUUCCUUACCUUCCGUUCAUACCUAUCCACAACACAUCUUUUGGCUCUUCUUCUUGCGCGCUUAAAGUGGGCAAUCAAUCGGUUACAAGAUGACGGACGCAUUAUCAGGAUCCGUACAUUCGCGGCUUUGCGACAUUGGAUUCUCAAUUACUUCGUCGAUGACUUUCUUACGAAUUACGACCUUCGGACCAAUUUCUGCGAGACUAUAAACAAGCUAUAUUUAGAGGUCAAAUCUCGACAAAAUGGUGGCACGAGUGAUCGAAAGAUUCUCAUUGACUUGAAGCGUUGCUGGAAUGGCAAGUGUUCGCUUUAUUGGUCUUCCCCCGAAUUGUCUCGCGCCUAUAACGACCCGGAAAUUCCAAUUAUACCUGGAGAUGUUCAGAUUGAGUUGCCUAAAGCCGAGGAACUCCAGCGAAACGUGCCUGUUCAUGGCAUGACACCCCGUGCAGAUACCACCUUUCGUGAGAGUCUUCCUUUCCCCAUACAACAUGAUCGAAAUGAUUCCGCAGCAACUGCACAGAGCAUUCCAUUCUCUGCCAAAAGCGAACAAAGCUUGAUGGCACUUUCGUGUUCAUUACCGCCUAAAUCACCCAAGCGUCUAUCCCUGUGUGCCUCGAAAAACAAGGGCCCGCGCCCUGUGGUAUUGGGCCCCACAAAAUCCAAGUCUCCGUCCAGGGCCCGUGAGCCACCUAGCUCGCCUGUAUCUCCCAAGGUCUCGCGGUACCCAUACAACGGCCAUAGCCAUAAAAGAAGCGGGAGCUUCUCGGACUCGGUGCGAGAUGAUCGGCUGCCGAUGUUUACGAUGGAGCCCGAAACAGGACCCGCGCCGCAGGAGAUACUUGAUCCGGUCAGUUUAAUACGUGGAGAGUUGUACCCACCUGCAGAGUCUUAUAUGACGAUGAUGGCGCCGGAAUCACCACCCCUUCCUCCGCCGUCGAAGAACCCAAAUCCGGAUCGUCGGAGUACACCCGAUGUGCCCAAGCCGUCACCUAACUCGGGUAUGAGAACAAUCAUUGGUUCGAUCAAACGAGCAUUGCACACAAGGAAUGGUGGACAAAGCGUCUCUGCUCGCAUUGCGAAUGCCCACGAGGCCAUUCCACUGCCUUCCCGCGGGAAGACAUCCGCAAUGCCAACUGGACUGGCUUUCGGGUCUGAGUUCUACCGGGAGAGGAAGUUGGCUGCUAUUCCCAAACAUCCAGGCCGGAUUGAUGUACUGUGUGAUGAGGUCCUCAAACAAUACCGCUUGGCUAUGAGCAGGGGAGGAAUGAAGGACCAAACUCAGCCACCAGUUGCGUCUGACUGUCAUCAAGCCACGCCGCAGGAGCCUGCAUCAAACACUUUUAAUCUCCUACCGACGCACACUACCAGUUCCGACCCCAAACUCAGAAGCGGUAUCACUAUGGGCAGCGAAUCGAUUAUAAUUGUCGAUGACACCGGUUUCGAAAUGCCUUCCAUGUCAGGGGCGACACAGAAACCAACGCCGAUUGCUGAUGAUUAUACUCAUGAAAUGCCGGAACUCGAGGUGCCCGAUGACGCCUCAACGCAAUCGAUACCCGUGGAAGGAGAAUAUCUUCGGCCAGUCUGUUACAACGCCGAUGAAUCAGAAUCAGCUGCUCAGUCAAACGUAUUCUACCCCCUUCGCCCUCUCACGCCGCAGAGAUCGUCAUUGGUCGAACGUGGGUCGACGCCUGUAAACAAGAAGAAGAAUUCGCUGUCUCUCCGACUCAGAAAGUACGCGUCCUUCCAAAGCGGGAUCUCGAGGCAGCGAUUUUCGAUGAGCAGCGAGACAGCUCAAUCCACUGUUGACCCUAAUAUGGUGCAAGAUCAGAACAACAAACAGUCACCGCCGGUUCUUCGCAGGCGCCGAGGUGGAAACCUGCGUGAAAUGCAGAGUGGGGGUGAGACCGAACCUCCUUCCUGCCGUAACUCGUUUGCAUCUUGGGAUGAAUCAGUUGUGGACGAAACUGUCCCUUCUGAAGGCGGCGCCUCAAGACCUCCUUCAACAUUGAUCCCUCCAAAUCCCAGGUACUCGCUUAUCCAGCCGCGAACCUCCCGGCAGAUUAGGCGUUCCUUUGAGUCGGUCAUUGCGAAGUUUGCACAGAUUCCUGAUGAUGACGACGGUGGUAUUGAGUCAACGCUGCUGAAGCUGGAGGGAAAGUGGGAUGGACCGUCCAGCGCCGACCGCGACUCUUCGUCUGCACAAGCAGAGGGGUCUCAGUCUCACCGAGAGCUGUCUUUGGUUCCUCAUGGUCUUGAAACGGCUAGGCCUGGGUGGGAUGUUCUCUCUCGCAGGCGGCAGACGGAUAAGUCCUCGUACUCCACUGUUGGGGGUCGAUUGGCGCCACCUAGGCCUUAUUCUGAUUCUGUUACCGAAUCCGAAGAUUCUUAUAACUCUAUUCCGCUUCUUGAAAGAGGAUUGGCCGACGAGUCCAUGAAAUGGCACCCUACAACUACAAGCCAGCCACUCCAAUAUGACUCGCACGGUACUCCGCUCACCGUCGUAUCAAGCCAUGAAACUUCAGAGCUUGCCUCAUCACACCCCUCAAUUCAAAUUGUGCACAAAACUGACAGCAUGCGUCGCAUUCCUCGUGGCGCCACUAUCCCGACCACGACUACUCAUAUCGCUGGUCAAGUCACUCCGAAGCGCUUCUCAGCUUUGUCUUCUGAGAUGUCGCUCGACCUGAUUGAUCGGCAUGAAGCUAUGGAUGCGCGGAUUUCGACUGACGCGCGCAGCCUCAAUUCAUCAACUGUUGAGAUCGCGCCUCAUCCUCUAGCGCAGCCCCCCUCCCCGCCGAUGACUAUCCAACAUCCGGGAUCUUUCACCUCCUAUCCUUCGCCGUUAAAUACAGUUUUGUUCCAGGCACAGCCCCUUACGCCCGACACAUCUCCACGACACAAAGAAGUGGGCAUCUCUGCUUCCCGUCCUCUAAACAUACAGCAGGUUUCGAGCGACGUGUUGUUCAAUUCAGAAAACAAUCAUCCCUACCAGAAACCCAUUAUCAACCUCUUACCCGACCAUGUUCCAUUUAUCCUAGCAUGUGAAUCCCAGGUCCUCGCACACCAACUGACAUUAAUCGAAAUGGCCGCCCUGAGUGAGGUUGACUGGCGAGACCUAGUCGAGAUGAAAUGGAGUAGCGCCUGCCCAUUAGUCACAAACUGGGUCCAGUUCCUGACACACGAGGAACGGAAGGGUAUCGACUUGGUCGUUGGCCGUUUCAACCUUAUGGUCAAAUGGAUACUGUCAGAGAUUGUCUUGACCCGCGAUAUCAACGAGCGGGCCCGCACAAUUAUCAAGUACAUCCACACAGCUGCGCAUGCACGCCGCAUCUGCAAUUACGCCACAAUGCUCCAGAUCGCCAUUGCUCUGUCAUCGUCUGAUUGUUCCCGGCUGCAGAGUACGUGGCAGUUGAUUUCGAUUGAGGAUAAGCGGUUGUUCAAGGAUAUGGAGUGCCUCAUCCAGCCGGUGCGCAAUUUCCACGAUUUGCGUGUCGAGAUGGAAACGGCCAGCUUGCAGGAAGGAUGUAUUCCCUUUAUCGGCCUAUACGUCCAUGAUCUCACUUAUAAUGCACAGAAACCGGCGCAAGUCAACAGCACUAACGGCGGUCUACUUGUCAACUUCGAGCGCUAUCGCACCGCAGCACGAAUCGUUAAGAGCCUCCUCCGUCUCAUCGACGCCAGUACGAAAUAUAAGUUCGAGCCUGUGCAGGGCAUCAUUGAACGGUGCUUGUGGAUUGCUUGUCUUCCCGAAGAUGAAAUCCAAUCCCGCAGCAGAGCACUUGAAUAA
Messenger RNA from Penicillium griseofulvum, 4956 nucleotides. RefSeq names its product mitotic regulator LTE1. Gene Ontology annotation, cellular component: plasma membrane. The coding region runs from base 1 to 4956 and encodes 1651 amino acids. Gene Ontology annotation, biological process: Ras protein signal transduction; positive regulation of GTPase activity. The transcript is spliced from 3 exons. The record is from RefSeq and is a predicted model, not a curated record. NCBI's taxonomy places the organism in Eukaryota, Fungi, Ascomycota, Eurotiomycetes, Eurotiales, Aspergillaceae. Gene Ontology annotation, molecular function: guanyl-nucleotide exchange factor activity.